CCGCAGGGCACCGGCUGCCAGGCGGGUGGCAGGGGAAUUCCUCUCCUGAAUUUUGAAGUUUUCCUUCUCUGCUGCCCAAGCUGUUGCAUCACCAUCUGGACGGUGCCUGGAGGGGCCAGCAAAGCUGGGGCAUCUUUAAAAGUCCUGGACCCUGUUCUGGAGGAGACGGGAGAGGAGACGGCAUGGGGGUUGGUGUGUUUUCCUUGGAACUACUGUUGCCAUCCCUGGGGAAGUGCUGCAAGAGUAAGUGACAGUGACAGUGACAGUGACGGUGAGAGCAACAGGGGCCCAAGACUGGCUCCCUCCUGUAGGUCCUAAGACCCAGACAGAAGGGACUUGGUGCAAGUAGCAGGGAGGUGAGUAGCAGAGCUACACCUUGCACCUGCGCCUCCCAGCCUCCGCUCCAGCUGCUUUCCAACACGCCACACCACCUCCUCCUCUCUGGAUUUAACGAAGAGCAACUAAAAGACAUUCAAAUACCAGCCUCCCCGAGGGGUAAAAAGAAAAGUCCAGCAGGCUCUCAUUCCCAGCGGGAUGGAUGGAGAAGCCCCACCAAAGUCCAGAGAGCCCAAGGUUGCCAACCGGAGAGCAGGAUGGAAAAAGCCCCUCCUCCUCAUUCUGUACCUGCUACAAGGUUCUUCUUUGGCCCCUGCACCCAGAGGAUCCCAUCUCAGAAGCCCGCUGCAGGUCAGCUCGUUCAGGACGCACCUCUGCGCCAUGGAGACGCUCACACCUUCCUCAACCCUCUGCUGGCAGGAGGCACACUCUUUCACAGCUGCACAUUCACUAAAGGGCCCAAAGCUGGUAUCUGGGAAGCCUGGGGGAGCGGUCACCAUCCAGUGCCACUAUCCCCCUGUGUCGGUCAACAAGCACCAGAGGAAGUACUGGUGCCGCCUGGGACCCCCGAGGUGGAUCUGCUAUACCAUCGUGUCCAGCUACCACUACACGCACCGUCUCUACGGCGGCCGUGUGGCUCUAGCCGACUUCCCACAGAGGGGCGUGUUUGUGGUGACGCUGUCCCGGUUGUCCCUGGAUGACGUGGGAUCCUACCGCUGCGGCAUCGGAGACCGGAACAACAUGCUGUUCUCCAGUAUGAACCUGACCCUCUCCGCAGGUGGUCCCAGCACUGUCCCGACAGCCACUGCGGCAGCUGGUGAGCUCAGCACAGCAUCCAGAGGAACAGCAUCUAUGGCAGCCCACAGAUGGACCCCAGGAACCACCCCGGCUGUCGAAGUACAGGGGACAGAAUGGGAAACAGUUGCCCCAACUCCAGGAAGCAGCAAAACCACACCUCCAGCUAAGGGAAGACAAACCCCAGGAACAGCCAGGACAGAAGCUCCAGGGACAGGCAGCCAGGGAGCAGGUCCCACGGAGGCAACAGCUGCCUCUCCAGAGAGCCCAGCUUCAACAAUCAGAAGCAUGCCCAAUGCAACAGACGGUGCUUGGGGGUGGGGCCCCAGAAGCUCAGUAACAACGAGGGCUGAGAUCAGCAAGGAUGGGGGGGUGAUGACAACUACUGAGGCCGCUAAGCCAACGGCAGAAACAGAGAGGGUCCGGGUAGAUCUGAAUACAACCGGGGAAGUCACAGGAGCCACGAGGCCAUCGGCUGUGGUCUCAGGAAGCUUGGCCUGGGAAACCCUCCAAGAAGCAACAUCACCGGUUUCUAAGCAACAAGCCCUGGAUGCCACUGAAGGAACAAGCCCAGCCACGGGGAUGUGGACCUUGGGAGCCACCAGCGUGGAGGCAGCAACUGUGGGAGGAGGCACUGAUGGAGACCUGGACAUUGCUUCUGGGGACAGUGGUCCCCAGGCAAUGCCAAGCCAGGCCCCGGCAGCAGGCCCCGGGAGGCUCCCUGGCAAGGGGUCUUCCGUGAAGAGCGCUCUCCCAGAAGAGGCCAGCAGCUCUCGGAUCCUGACCCUGGUCUCCACCACGCUGGCCGUGCUCCUCCUUGUGGCUCUGGCUCUGCUGCAGAGGAAGCUCCGGAGGAGGAGGAGGAGGAAGAGGUGGAGGAGGAGAACCUCCCAGAAGGCAGAAAGGGCACCAGGGAUCACCCUGGUUCAGAUGACGCAUGUCCUGGAGCUGCACCAGGACCCGCCCUGCCUGGAAGGGAAGAUGCUCCAUGGUGACUCCCGUGCUGCCCAGCCCAGACCGAUUGUCCCCGAACGGGACCCAGAACCCUGAGAGUGGAAGGUAAACGGCUCAGUCACCAUGGACAGCACCUCCAUGACCCCAGCCUCUUCUCAUCACGCCCCUCCCCCCCGCCACUUGCCCCCUGCACCUGCACGACAGAAGCUAAUGGAGCUGGGGCUCGACCUGGAGACAAAGCCUGACCAUCUGGAGCCUGAGAAGGUCAAGGAUGCUCCUCGGCCAGGCUUCCAGAGAGGAUUUACUAAACACCCUCAAAAAAGGCCUCCAAGGAGAAGUGUGGCAUUUCCAUCCCUGGCUGCUUGCAAGAGGCUGCCCGUCCCUGGGAAACACCGCACACUCUCCCCCAUGGCUCCCGCAGCUCCUGCUGGGUGCCCCCUUCUCUGACGGCUGUUGGCGCUCAGCCUGCUCUCACGUUCAGUUACAGUCACGGAUCCCAGGCCCGCCCGCCCGCCCAAGAAGACUGAGCUCCUGUAGCGCAGUCACCGCAUUUUGUCCGUCUCAGCGUGUCCCCAAAGUGCUUCCAACUCACAGGACCCCCAAUAAAUCCCUGUGACUGACUGAUGUGCUGGCUGGGAGGUCCUGGGCUCUGUGGCCUCUGGGGACCCUGAACCCCCUCUGGGCUUCUACCCCUUCUCUUGGGAAUCCCCUAGUUGACCCCACAGGCAAAUGGUUCCUAUGGAGCCCACAGGAAGAACACCCCCUCUCUCCCCAGCGGGGCUCACGCUCAUUAUGCUACAGACCUCUUGACCCGACCGAGAUUUUCUGGGAUUUUCCUAAAUUCACGCAGGAGGCGGGCAUUUUGCACUAGAGUCUCACCGUCUCCAUAAAGCCCCUCUUGUUCAGCUGCUGGUAAAUCCUUAGCACCAGGGACAGGGGUUGCAGCUGGACAAUGACUGUUGGGGGUGUGGUGGAGGACAAAGAGGGAUUCUAUGUGGCUUCCGCCUGAUGGCCGCAUUACCACACACUCAAUGGGGAACUUUCACUCCACUCUUGACCCCACCGUCUUCUCAGGAAUUGCUCUGUGCUGUUGCCAGAUUGGGCAGCCAGCUCUCCGGCCUCUGCCUCUGGACAGAGCAGCCUGCAAGCAGUGGAGGCAGGAGGGGAAGAAAGGCUCCUAUUGAGCUGCAAAUGGCCCAGUGGAUAUUUCCAGAAGGCUCAGCCCUGCCUCCUACUCCACCAGCAGCAUCAGAAAUCCUUCGGUAAUACCUCCCCAUGUUUGGUCCUGAACCCAGACACUCUGCCAAGAAAAUCAAAGAGGUGCUGCUCUCUGGUGUAGUGAGAGGGACUCCCCAUUCUGGGUAGAGAAGUAGAAAAGUUGUAUGCACCUAAGCAAGUAGGACCACAGAAUUUCUGAGCUCAUGGAUCCAAUGAGAUUAGCCCACCUAGUAGAGGCCCAGUUGUUUUGUUGUUUUUCCCUUUUUUGGGGGGUUCGGUGGGGAGAUGUGCUUUCCAAAAGUCACUCAGUUGACCCAGAGUGAGGAGUAUGAAAGAGAACUCAUGACCCUGGCCCCAGGCCUCGUCCACCUUGCCACCCUCGCUGAGCAGUGAAGAAGUGCAAAGCGAACCAUCAAAAAUGAGCGACAACAGCCUUCCCUCCAGCUAUUCUCACGUGGCUCAUCUAGGUGAUCUGCCCAGAAAAAGUUUCCCGGAGAGAUAAGAAAGACAGCACUAUCCCAUGCAGCCAAUGAGGAAGCAGGCCCCGAGAAGAAAGACAGCACUAUCCCGUGCAGCCAAUGAGGAAGCAGGCACCGAGAGGGACGUAAUUCGGCCAAGGUCACAGGGCUCGUUAGCGGGAGGAGGGGCCGAGCACCCAGGCUGUUGGUUCUGCCCUGGCGGUGUUUACCAGGGGCGUCCCCAGAACACUAGGUUCUCCUGCUGUUAACAGACGUGUUGAGGAAAAGAAGGUUAGUAGAUCAAAGGAGUCCUGGCAGCGCAGGGCUAGACAAUGGAUUCUCCAGGGCAGGAUUUUGGAGUUGUCAAUAUAGGAAGGUCCACGUGGGUGACCCCCAGCGAGGGCCGUGGGCAAGGGUCUUUCCCCGAGAGUCUCAGAUGGCAUGAUGUCACGGGGCUGAGGUUGCACAGUUCACUCCUGGCCAGAGGCAGCCCAAUGCCUUAAACCAGGGCUUGGCCUGUUUAUUUCUCUAAAGGGGUGGAGAGUAGAUCUUUUAGACUUCGCAGGCCACGCCAUCUGUGGCAGCUACUCCGUCCUGCUGUCCGAGCCCGGAAGCAGCCAGAGGCCGCACAUGCCCCAGGGGCUGGGGCUGGAGUGGGCAGAACUUGACCUCCAGGCACAGGAGGCGGGCUGCAGCGCUGGCUCCUGAGCCACAGCUUGCCAGUCUCUGCAGUAAGCCCCAGAGCCACGGGAGGCUCCCCUGCCCCACUCAGAUGUGCAGGACCAGACCCUCCUCCUGCUCAGAGCACCACCCCCUCCCCGCCCCAGGCCUGUCUUUCCUCUGAACUACUCCAGCACCCGGAACAUCCUGUCUGACUGCCCCGGCUGGGGGAGGGAGGGGACAGAGGAGGAGAGCAGCCCGGGUUAGGGUGUGGGUCGAGUGGCGCAGGAGUGUUUCCAGAGAAAGGGUGUUGUAGAGAAAGGCGGACCCGCUGGCAGGAGGGGCCAGGGCAAGUUCAAAGAAAGGGCCAGCACUGGGCCAAGACCAGAGUCUCAGGGCCAAGAGCUGAGAGGGAGGCGGAGAUAAGGCCUGGGUGAGAGCCAUGCAGGGAAGGAAGUGGGGAAGCCCCGGACUUACAGCUCUCCUUUAUGGGCUAACCGAUGCGUGAUGGAGCAGGAGCAUGGCCUUAAAGGGCCAGCAGGCAGCUCCGGCCCUUGCAUUGUCGGUGACUUUUUGGACAUCUCGUUUCCCAGCUAGCAAGUGGCCCACAGCACUAAGAUGAGGGACAGGGACACACUCAUCACUGGGCUGGAAUCAGGGCAGCCCACAUGGGAUUUCUAACCCAGGGUGGGGGGAAUUCGGGUUCAGGGCACAGUUCUCUGCCCCUUCUUCUGCUAGUGCCACUGUUGCUUGUUAACAUGUGACAGUAACCACCGUCCCAAGUGAUUUCGCAUUCUGUAUGCCACUGGAUGCAGCAUCUGUGUAGGUAGAUACGAUCAUUCCCAUUUUACAGAUGAGGAAAGUCAAGGUCAGGAUAAUGAAGGCGUUUACUGGGGAAAGGGCCAGCUGGGACUUGAACACAAAGUGGUCCCCCUCUCAUGUGCUGCCUCCCUCCUGGUUGGAUUUAUGGCACAGCUAUCUGGUUGGAUGGCUUCCUGGUUACAGUUCUAAAGGCUCAGUUCUUUCUCCGGGGCUCAUGUACGGAAGUUUUCAUAAGCAUUUCCACGAAUUUGUCAUCUUUAGUUACUGACUAGUUUAUUCCUGUCCAGGCCUAAUGAAGUGUAAAACCAGACAAAGAGCCAGAGCUGAAAGCUACAAAGCCGGCCACCAGCCCUGAGGUCCUUUGCUAGCAUUUCUGCAAACAGAGCUCCUGCUUACAGACCUGCGGGCACACCCGCCCGCGUCCGCCAGGUUGUGCAAAGCAAGUGCCGGAUCUGGAUCUUCUCACUGCCCGUCACUCACGUUCUAGGGGUUUCUUCUCCUCUUCUGGUAGCUGGCGUGGUCUGAGAAAGCUACAAUGGGUCUAUUAACAGACACAAGGGGGAAGGCACCUCCAGGGAGAGAUCUACAACGCACUUUCGUGGCAUAGAUGGAGAUGAUUUGAAGGUCCUCCCCCAGGACAGGUAACCUAGAGCGCCAAGCUCAGAGGCUGUGUGGCGCCUGGAGAUCUGACACAACAGGAAGUGGACUCUGGCUGGCCUUGCACGCAGGGUCCAAUGUCGGCCAGUUGUCCAUUUUUUCAUUAUGUAACACAGCAUGGCUCAC
This is a messenger RNA of Oryctolagus cuniculus (rabbit), 6026 nucleotides long. It is a transcript of the gene FCAMR, whose product is annotated as Fc alpha and mu receptor. Gene Ontology annotation, molecular function: transmembrane signaling receptor activity. The record is from RefSeq and is a predicted model, not a curated record. NCBI's taxonomy places the organism in Eukaryota, Metazoa, Chordata, Mammalia, Lagomorpha, Leporidae. Gene Ontology annotation, cellular component: plasma membrane.